Molecule: messenger RNA, 4603 nt
Organism: Schistosoma haematobium
Lineage: Eukaryota; Metazoa; Platyhelminthes; Trematoda; Strigeidida; Schistosomatidae
Exons: 20
Coding region: 1269-3785 (838 amino acids)
Biological process (GO): regulation of neurotransmitter secretion; protein phosphorylation
Cellular component (GO): plasma membrane; cell-cell junction
Molecular function (GO): ATP binding; protein kinase activity; signaling receptor binding
Source: RefSeq, a predicted model, not a curated record
CACACUUUCAAAGGUGUUUCAGGAUGAGCGAGAGUGAUGCUCUUUUCGAUGACGUAUAUGAGCUUCAUGAAAUUAUUGGAAAGAAUCAGCUCGUGUUUUUCUAAUGAAACGAGGAAUAACUUGAAUUUUUCAAACGUUAUGUAGUGUAGCUUUAUUUUGGAAGCGCUGAUGAUAACCAAAACUCUGUGAAGUUUCUUUUUGUUUCAUUUUUGUGCUCUUAGUUUCAUCGACACAAUUUCGGUACGACUUAAGAAAAAUUUGCGAUCUUGACAUUUAGCCAAUUUCCUUAUUUCGGGGAAAUUGUUGUCCCUUUUGGAUAAACCUUGGGGAAGCCGCAAUAUAAAACUUUUAAGGAAUCUUUGGAAAGUGGGACAGAACCUCCAAAGUUUUCGAAAGUCCUGGAAAAUAUUCAAAAUGUUUGGGGAAUAUUUUGUUUUCUUCAAUAUUUCCCUAUAAUAUUAUGACACUGAGGUUUUCCUCCACAUUUUAGGAAACUUUGGAAGAAACUGCCAGUCGUUUCACGACUUUGGGGAAAAUCCAAAAAUUUUCCUCAAAAUAGGGAGAUUGGUUAUGACUUUGCAAUUUCUUUAUUAACUUAAGACUUAUAAAUUUGUGCACACACCUGUCUCCAUUGUUACGUCUAAGAAACGUAAUUAGGUGUGUCUUGUGCGUCACUUAUUGCGACUGGAAUAAAGUUGGGGAAAUUUUGGGAUUUUCCUCCAAAGUCGUAAUAAAUAUGGUAGUUUACCCCAAAGUUUGUGAAAAGUUUACAGAAAAACCCCACAGCCUUAUUAGGUUCUGAGGAAAUUGUCCGAAUUACCAUUUCAGGACUAAACAUCUAGAUUGAACAAUGAUUGUUCAAUGAUCUCACUGUAUAUGAUCGUUAGGUCGAGGUCUUCUGUACCCAAAUACAUGCAAACUACAGUCGAUCAUACCUCAUGUUUCCUUUAAAACAGACUAAUCUAUGUACAUAGCAAUGUUGGGAAAGAGGUGUAUAGUUCAUUCUUCUAAGCAGCUCAUUUUCGUGUUUUACCCUUUUAUUAAUCACUAUAUUUUGUCACAUUUUUUUCAGAGGGCCUUUCAGCGUUAUACGACGAUGUACUCGUAGGGAUACUGGUACUGAGUAUGCAGUUAAAAUAGUUGAUGUUGUAAAGUUUACAAGUAGUCCAGGACUUUCUACAGCAGACUUAAAACGUGAAGCGAGUAUAUGCCACUUACUGAAGCAUCCACAUAUUGUUGAAUUAGUAGAAACUUACAGUAGUGAUGGAAUGUUAUACAUGAUAUUUGAAUAUAUGAAAGGUGCUGAUUUGGCAUUUGAAAUUGUGAAACGUGCAACAGCUGGCUUUGUUUAUAGUGAAGCAGUGGCAAGUCAUUAUCUACGACAAAUUCUAGAAGCUAUACAUUAUUGUCAUGAGAAUAAUAUUAUUCAUCGUGAUUUAAAACCACAUUGUGUUGUCUUAGCAAGUAAAGAGAAUUCAGCACCUGUAAAACUUGGCGGUUUCGGUCUAGCCAUACAUCUAAAUUUGGAUACAAAUCAAGUGAAUGGAGAUUCACCGAUAACGGUUGAUCAAGAAAUUUUUGUUUCUCUACGUUCUGAUCAGUGUGGUCGCAUUGGAACUCCACAUUAUAUGGCUCCUGAAAUGAUUCGUCAUGAACCAUAUGGAAAAGCUGUAGAUGCAUGGAGUUGCGGUGUUUUAUUGUUUCUUCUACUUAGUGGUUCUUUACCGUUUUAUGGAACACGAGAUGUUUUAUUUACACAAAUAGUCUCUGGACGUUAUCACCGUCAACCUCAAGUAUGGAAUAUGAUAUCACCGGAAGCAAGAGAUUUAGUAUCACGUUUAUUAGAAGUGGAUCCAACACAGAGAUUAACAAUUGAAGAAGCUUUACGUCAUCCAUGGAUUAGUCAAAAAGCUCGUGCAUCUAAAACACAUCUACAUGAAACAGUUGAAGAAAUGAGACGUUUUAAUGCUAGGCGCAAACUUAAGGGAGCUAUUCUAGCCGCUGUUUCAAGUACAAAAUGGGCAAGCUUCUACACUGAGCCGAACAUUCUCUCUGAUGACGAUAUUUUAGAUGAAGAUGAUGAAGUCACAUCAGCUGCUGUUAGUGCUGUAUUAGACAGUUUUGAAGAGAUGCAAUGUCUUACAGAAUGUUUUGAAAAAGAUUCUGAUCUAUUUCAACCAGUAUUUGAAGAUGAACAUUUACAUUGUUUAUUAGAGCUCUAUGAUCAUAUUAACACACAUUCACCAGGCAGUGAUUUUCAUGUUCCUGCUGAUGCAACAGAAAUUUGGGCUAAAGUAAUAACAGAAUUAUCCGUAUUGAAUAAAACAGAAAUGAUGUCGACUGUUGAAGAAUUAAAAUUUUAUAUGAAACAACCUCACUUUCGUGCAUUAUUACAAACGUAUGAUGUAAUAGCUCAAGAAGUUUAUGGCCCUGAAGCUAUUCGUGUCACUCCACCACCAUUGUCAUCAUUUUUAAAUGGUGAUGAAGAUGAUCAUAUGGAAUCAGAUACAGAUCAACCACAAGUGACACGUGUACGUUUGGUACAAUUUCAAAAGAAUACAGAUGAACCAAUGGGUAUUACAUUAAAGCUAAAUGAAGAGAAUAAGUGUAUUGUUGCAAGGAUUCUACAUGGUGGAAUGAUACAUCGACAAGGUACUUUACAUGUUGGAGAUGAGCUACGUGAAAUUAAUAAUGAACCAGUAGCUGGUCGAUCUGUUGAACAUUUACAACGUUUAUUGCGUAAUGCUCGUGGAAAUGUGAGUUUGAAAAUUAUUCCCAGUUAUAGAACACAUCCAUUACAAUGUGAAAUCUAUGUUCGUGCAAUGUUUGAUUAUAGUCCUGAAAAUGAUGAUUUAAUACCAUGUACUCAAGCUGGUAUACAUUUUCAUAUUGGUGAUAUAUUACAAAUUAUUAGUAAAGAUGAUCAUAAUUGGUGGCAAGCUCGUUUAUGGGGUUCGGAUUGUCAAGCACCAGCGGGUUUAAUUCCUAGUCCAGAACUUCAAGAAUGGCGUAUGGCAAAUAAAGCAGCUGAAUUAUCACGUGAAAUGGGUAUUACACAUUGUGGUGCAUGGUUUAAACGUCGUAAACGUCAUUUUAAAGAUAAAUACAAAAAUAAACAUUCAGCUAUUUAUGAUCAAUUAGAUUUAGUUACUUAUGAAGAAGUUGUCAGAUUACCACAAUUUCGUCGUAGAACAUUAGUAUUACUUGGUGCACAUGGUGUUGGACGACGUCAUAUUAAAAAUUGUUUAAUUCAAUCAUCACCUGAUAAAUUUGCAUAUCCUAUUCCUCAUACAACUCGUACACCACGUAAAGAUGAAGUGAAUGGAAAAAAUUAUUAUUUUAUUUCACAUGAUGAAAUGAUACGUGAUAUUGCUAAUAAUGAAUACUUAGAAUAUGGUUCACAUGAAGGAGCAAUGUAUGGUACAAAAUUGGAUACAAUAAGACAAAUACAUGCAACUAGUUUAAUUGCUAUAUUGGAUGUUGAACCACAAGCAUUGAAAAUAUUACGUACUGCUGAAUUUGCUCCAUGUAUUGUAUUCAUUGCAGCUCCAACUCUCACCAAUAUCACUAAUGGACAGAAUAAUAGUAACAAUAAUGGUAAUGAUAAUGACGAAAGUCUUGAAAGAUUAACACGUGAUAGUGCAUUAUUAGAACAACAUUAUAGUCAUUUUUUCGACUUAAAAAUUAUUAACAAUGAUAUUGAAGAAACAAUUAUUCAACUUAAACGUGUAAUAGAUGACUUUCAAAUUACUCCACAAUGGAUACCAGUAACAUGGGUCUAUUAAUUAUGAUUCAUUUAAUCAUGAUUACACAAUGUUGUGAAUAAUGUUACAAUUGGACAAAAUGGUUUUGUUUCUUUCAACUUCUCGUUAUUCUUAUUAUCAAUUGGAUGGUUACUUUGCAUAGAAUGUGCUUUCUUCUAUUUAAAUUCGUUUCUUUCUCUCCUCCCCCCUCUCUCUCUCUCUGUGUGUGUGCAUCUAUUCAGUUACAUCUUGUUUUUUUAACCUUUUAACCUUUCCCUUUGCUACUAUUCUUUCAUAGUAUCUCUGUUCUUUCCCAACCCCCCCCCUUAUUCACAUUUUAGUUUUUUCUUAACUACGUAAUUCUGAUUCCUCAUCGUAUUCAUAUCAUUAUCUUUCUUGUUUAUCCAUGUUCAAAAUCAAAGGAAAUGUUUUCAUUUUGUAGAGAUGAUCAAACAGAAAACUCCACCUAGUCAAUUAUAAUUUCUAAUCCAUCAUCGUUAUUCCAUUGCAUUUCUCUGUAUAUAUAAUAUAGUAGUCAUCUAAAAGAUGCUAUUGCUUCUUUUUACUUUUGUUGUUGUUGUUGUUAGUGUUGGUGUAUUGUUUAUUGACUUACUAAAUCAGUAUUAAGUAGUAUUGAAAUCUUUUGUCGCACAAUUUACUUCACGUGAUCAAUCGUAAUUUUAAUUCAUUGAACCUUGAUCAUAACAUGAUCAUUAUGUUAAUAGUUAAUUCUGUUUUUUUGUUUGUUUUUCGGUUUUAACUUUUGUUUGAUGGUGUUUGUUUUCUUUUUUAAAUUAUCAAGUUCUACUUUCAGUUAAUAAUUUUUUUCUGUCUGUAUUUACUUUAAAUAAGAAUAAAAC